Molecule: messenger RNA, 246 nt
Organism: Funneliformis mosseae
Lineage: Eukaryota; Fungi; Glomeromycota; Glomeromycetes; Glomerales; Glomeraceae
Source: the annotation of a GenBank genome assembly
AUGCCUGAUAAUAGUAUAUUAACUUCAAAUCCUAAGGAACAAGAACAACGACUUUUUAGCAACCACGAAACUCAAAUUCUCUAUGAACUUCGUGGUAUAUUGAACUCGGUCGAAUCAAUAAAUCGAACCAUAUCAGGUGCAAUUAAAUUAACUUCACCAGGUGGAGAACUUUAUGACGCACAAAGGCGCGCAAAUGUCGGUCUGAAUCACUUCAAGAAAUUAAUGGAAACAACAAUUAAAAAAUGA